UAACUAACUGUCAUUUUUCAUUAUCAUGGCGGAGGACGAGGAUGGUGUUUCGAAUAAAAAGUCGCCUCAAAAUACAAAUGAAGGAGCACCAUCGCAAGAAAAUGAACAAAAUGCAGCAAAACCUGACUUAGGUAUCGAAGAAGCAAAGUACAAUAGCAAUGAAAAUGGUGACGCAUCGCAUGCGGAGGCGAAAAGUUCUUCCAAGUCUACAGGGGCGACGCGGAAAGAUGAAAACCCGUUUUCGUUUCGGCAUUUUCUGAAGCGAGAUCUUUCGUUGCCGGGUAACUCAACGUAUGAAAACACUGGCGCCCGUCCGAAAGUGUACGCGAACACCGUACAGCACUCCCCGACCAAGAUAGACGUACACGCCGACUCGAGGCGGGACAAGCCGCGCUCGAGCGACGCCCAAGCCAAAGAGAAGACUAACGAAGGCAGCAGCCAUCGUAUAAGUGACAACACAUCCUCAAGUAGUUCUGUAGAAAUACCUUUUAGUGUAGUGGAUAACUCAGAUUCUAAGCAUAACUUUUACACGGACAAUAAUGACGUGCCGUUCUAUCACAGACCUAAUUUGGCUUCGGAGCCUCUCGGGAUGCCUUCAUUGCCUGAUUUCGUACAAGACCACAUAUUAGUGGAGCAGGCAUAUUUGAACUUUAACGGGCCAAUAUCGGUGGAUUUGGAUAACUUACCGGACUUUACGUUUAAUACUAGUUUCAAUGCGGGAUCGUCUUCCUCGUUGGGUAGAAGGAAUAAUAGUAAUUAUGGUGGUAGGGGUUAUGAUUAUGAAUCGUAUAUGGGAGCGGCAUCUACAUCGAAUGAGGCUGGCCAGGCGGGCAGUGGGAUGCCGCUUGACCUGCCAGCCGGGGCUGAAGCAGCAGCAGGGCCGGUGCCCUUGGAUCUGCCACCACACUUGAGCCUGGAUCUGACCGAGUCUGUGAACCCUGUAGAUAGAAGGAAUGUCUCUCCAAGAAGUAAUUUUCCGCUGGAUCUGCCUCCGAAUGCUGGCGCGGAGUCGAUGUGUCUCCCGGAUUUCCUGCCGGUGCAUCCGGGCCGGACGUCGCCGGAACCGGAGCAUCAAGACGAACAGAUGCAGCAGAUCAUGGCCGAGUUGGAGCGGACCAGGAGCGAGUUGUUCGCGGAGAGGUCCCGCCGGUGUCGCGUGGAGGAGGAGCUAGCCGUGGCCCGCGCCGCCGCCGCGCAGCUCCGCGCCGAGGCACAGCACAGGACCCAGCGGGAGGCCAGCCACGAACUCGACCGGCCGGGACCUGCCAACGACGCUGCGAGUCGCGCGACGGACUCGGAGGCCACUAUAGCUAGAUUGAAGAAUCAAAUUAAGAAAUUAAAGGAGGAGUUGGCGGCGAGUGAGCUAGAGUGUGGGUCCCUGCGCGGGACGCAGGCCGCCGCCGCCGCCGCGCUGCGCCGCGCCACCGGACUCGCAGAGACCUCGCUGCGAGAGCUCCUGUCCGGCCUAGACCAGCUAAAGACCCUCAGUUCGUCCCUGGACCCGACAUGAUGCACACCCCCCACUCCCCCCUCGCCACCCCACAGAGACGGACCAUUGUGGUAGGAAACAACAUGUAAUACUUGCUGUAUUGUAGUAACAUCACGACCUUAUUUCUGGGGCCUUAGUCUGCUAUUACAAUUGUAUCAGAAUGGUCGAUUAUUGAGCAGUGCAAGAGGGACGGAGCUAUACAACCUACAUAGCUCCGUCUCUCUUGCACUGCUCAGUGAUCGACCAUUGUGACACAAUUGUAAUAGCAGACUAAGGCCCCUGGAAAGGAGUAGAGAGUAUUUAACCUUAACUUGUAUGGCGUACGGAUGAAAAUUGCCUGCCAAUAAUGAGAGGUCAGGCUUCAGGCAUACAGUUUUCAUCCGUAUACCAUGGUAAUUAGGUUUAUUUUAAAUUGUUCUCAGUAUCUUCGUCGCGCCUCCACCAAUGUGAGGUGAGCCAAUAUCUUACCUUUAUGAUAUAAAUAACAAGAACCAUUUAAUUUUAUAGUGUUAGUUCAAAUGAAUCUCAAAAGAAGUAUCCGAAUAUACUUACUAUUACGACUUUAUAACAAAGUUUUAAGGUUGUAAAUCCAACAACCUUGACAUUAUGGGGUAGUUAAGAGUCUUUAUAACUAUCCCAUAUGGUCUAGCAGUUUCUAGAGUGAUUGUUUAAUGCAAGGUUUUAGAUUUGAGAACUUCUCAAAAAAUAAACUGAAUAGUUUUUAAUUUUAAAAUCAUCUACUCUACCUACCCCUUUUUAAUAAAGGCGUGAUGUUAUUUUAUAUCCGUAAUUCUACAUUAUCUCAAUAUAAUAUUAUCAUGGUGUAUUUUGAUUGGACAAACUACUGAAUUGAUGCUUUUAAAACAUGAGUUUAGCGGCAUCUAGUGGGUUGUGUAGGAACUAAGAGAGUAUAAGAUAUAUUUAGUACGUAAUAACUACCUCGUUGAUCGAGUUACAAGGAAUGAGCAUUAAUCACCACACUUGCUCAAAUGGAUUGGCUAUUUUAAACUUAUAAUUAGAAAUUAUAAUCCCAGGCCUCACGAAGUUUUCCUUCACCAUUUGUCAGUGGUGUCUAAAUAAUCUUAGAAAGUAACGUACGGAGUUUAACAUCCAAUCAGAAUACACUAUGAAAUAUCAAGGCUCCUUGGUAAAUUAUAUAUUUUAUAUAAUAAUAGUAUUAUUACUUCUUCCAUUAUACUCUACAUAUAUCCCAUUUUUACAACCAAAGGUUUUGGUGACGAUCAGUAAUAGGUUAUAAACCAUAUGGCUUUAGAGUCGAAAUUGCAAUAUCAAUAGAUAAAUAUCAGAUACUUGUAUGAGAAACAUGGAUACUGGAAUUGCAAUCUUAACUAUGAAAUGUUAAGAACGGUUUUACCACUUAUUAUUCGUUUAAUUGAUAGAUAAUUUGGCUUAUCAUCCAUAAUAUGUAAUGUUUUAGUUAAGCUAA
Messenger RNA from Spodoptera frugiperda (fall armyworm), 2936 nucleotides. RefSeq lists its product as uncharacterized. The record is from RefSeq and is a predicted model, not a curated record. The coding region runs from base 26 to 1510 and encodes 494 amino acids. Lineage: Eukaryota; Metazoa; Arthropoda; Insecta; Lepidoptera; Noctuidae. The transcript has 7 exons.